Messenger RNA from Soboliphyme baturini, 534 nucleotides. Lineage: Eukaryota; Metazoa; Nematoda; Enoplea; Dioctophymatida; Soboliphymatidae. The record is from the annotation of a GenBank genome assembly.
GGUUCUGUCAAGGAUGAAAUUCGUCAAUACGGUUUACUGACCGAAACAGUGGUUCGCAAGUAUAUGCGCCAAAUUUUGGAGGGAUUAUGCUAUCUCCAUCACUACGACAUUGUCCACAGGGAUAUAAAAACUGCGAACAUCUUGCGCGAUUCUCAUGGCAACGUAAAGAUCGGAGAUUUUGGAGCUGGAAAGCGUUUACAGACAAUAUGUAGCCAAAGUUCAGCAGGGACGUUCAUUGGCACCCCUUACUAUAUGGCUCCAGAAGUGAUCAACGGUCAAAAAUAUGGACGUAAAGCGGAUAUUUGGAGUCUUGGCUGCACGCUGGUUGAAAUGCUGACCGGAAAGCCACCGUGGAAAGACCUUGAACCUAUGGCGGCUCUGUUCAAAAUUGCUACCGAGCCACCUCAAUACGUUUUACCUCCUUACAUUUCGGAACAGUUCACCAAUAUUUUGACUUUGCUGUUCAUGUGGGAGAGUGAAAACCGACCGUCUGCGAAAGAGGCACUUAAAAUUCUGUCCAAUGCCGUGACAUGA